This is a messenger RNA of Didymosphaeria variabile, 750 nucleotides long. RefSeq lists its product as uncharacterized. The coding region runs from base 1 to 750 and encodes 249 amino acids. The record is from RefSeq and is a predicted model, not a curated record. Gene Ontology annotation, biological process: carbohydrate metabolic process. Lineage: Eukaryota; Fungi; Ascomycota; Dothideomycetes; Pleosporales; Didymosphaeriaceae. Gene Ontology annotation, molecular function: hydrolase activity, hydrolyzing O-glycosyl compounds. The transcript is spliced from 3 exons.
AUGCGUCUUUUCUCUCUGACUGUAGCACUUACAACAGGGCUUAGCUCUGCAGCAACGCUCAUUCCAAAGACGGUCUUUGACUCCACGAGCUCACUUACGCAGUACUUCUCUUACAAUUACCCAUGGGGCACCGACCACAAUGGAGGCGCGCGUAUGGCUCCUUCACAUGCGGUGAUCUCCACGGCUGGCACCCUCACCUUGACUGCGCAGAAAGUCUCCGGUCAGCCACCUGCCACUCACGGUGGCAAGCAAAUCCCCAUCAACUAUCUCUCCGGUGCCGUCUUCGCGAAAGAGCCCUUCACCGUCCCCUCUGGCGGCGGUUUCAUCUUCAGUGGCAGUUUUCAAGCCACCACGACAAAGGGCACAUGGCCCGCGUUCUGGCUCACUGCUGUAAAUGGGUGGCCGCCGGAGAUCGACAUGGCGGAAUGGAAAGGUAGCGGCAAGAUCAGCUUCAACACUUUCAACACCAGCAGUGUGUUGCAAUGGAAAGACGUAAAUUAUGCGGAUCCAGGAAGCUUCCACAAUAUAAAGUGUCAGGUCAGAGAUAGGGGCAACGGGAAGGAUGCGCAGGUGAAGUACUUUCUGAACGACGUAGAGGUUACGACACACUAUGGGAAGGACUAUGUCGGGAAGCCAUUGUAUCUGAUCAUCAAUCUCCAGAUGGAGGGUGAUAGUAUAAGUAGCGGCAGUCCAGGCCCCUCUUCGAACACCACGUAUUCGGUUCGCAAUCUGGAGGUUACAACUAUGUAG